AGCGGGGCGGGCCUUAGUGGACUGGAGGAAGAAAGAAAGGAGUCUUUAGGCUCAACCCUCAGUCGCCAUUUUAAGGAGUUUGACCUGCCUCACCGGUAGCGGACCGUUGUUACGCAGCACAUUUCUAACGCUUUUGAUAUUUUAAUCUUAGUUUUCUCUGAUAUCAGGAUCAAUGUCUCGAUUUAACAAUAAUCGCGGCGGCUUCGGGAUGAAUCACUUCCAGCAGCGCAGAGGAGGCGUUGGGCCCGGCGGCCCGAUGCGAGGCGGCCUGAUGGCCAACCCGCACUUCAGGAACCAUCCGUUUCAGAACCAGAACCAGAACCGGAGAGGGCAUAAUAAUAAUAAUAACUUCAACAGACUUCCUAACCAGGGACCACAGACUCCCCAGAAGACACAGCUGAACCAGUCUCUGCCCAUCAUCCCUCCGCCGACCCCCGGCCCGGCUCUCACCAUGAAGGGCCCGAUGCAGCAGCAGCAGGAGCCCAAACCGGCAGCGGAGCAGCCGAAACCGGCACCGGUACAGCCCAAACCAGCACAAGAACAGCAGCAGCCGAAGCCAGCACCGGUACAGCCCAAACCGGCACCGGCUCCGACACCGGCACCGACCCAGCAGCCCAAACCGACAACCCCCGCUCCUCCGCCGAAGAUCCAGUCCCCCCCACCGAAACCCAACAUGACCUCCCCUCCACCCAACCAGGCCAACAAGAACCAGAACCAGCAGCAGCAGCUGAACCAGCAGCUGAAGUCCCCGCUAGGGAACACUAACGGGCAGAAGCCGCCUCCUCACCAGAGCCCGAAGUCAGGCCACUACCAGGGCCAGAAGUCGAGCCCGUAUCAAGGCCAGAGGACCGGGCCUUAUCACGGCCAGAGAUCAGGCCCGCACCAGAGCCAGAGGAGCGGGCCGCCGGCCAUGAAGCCCCGACAGGAGCCAGAGAGGAUGGCCACAGACAACGCCGCGGGGCCCGAUGGGAGCCAGUCAAAGUCGUUCAAGGCAACCCUCUCCAUGCUGCUGAAACCCGGAGAGAAGACGUACACACAGCGGUGUCGUCUGUUCAUCGGAAACCUGCCCAACGACAUCACAGAGGACGACUUCAAGAGGCUGUUCGCAAAAUACGGAGAGCCCAGCGAGGUGUUCAUCAACAAAAGCAAAGGCUUCGGCUUCAUCCGACUGGAGUCCCGUGCACUUGCCGAGAUAGCAAAGGCAGAGUUGGAUGACACACCGAUGAAAAGCAGACCCCUGCGUGUCCGGUUCGCCACACACUCUGCAGCUUUGUCUGUGAAGAAUCUGUCGCCGUUUGUUUCCAACGAGCUCCUGGAAGAAGCUUUCUCCCAGUUCGGAAUGGUUGAGAGAUCAAUUGUCAUCGUGGAUGACCGCGGGCGCUCCACAGGCAAGGGCAUUGUCGAGUUUGCCUCCAAACCUGCGGCCAGAAAGGCCCUGGAUCGGUGCAACGAGGGCGUCUUCCUGCUCACCACGUCACCCCGGCCCAUCGUAGUCGAGCCCCUGGAGCAGUUUGAUGAUGAAGAUGGUCUUCCAGAAAAAUUGGCACAGAAGAACCCCAGAUAUCAAGCAGAACGUGAGGAACCUCCUCGUUUUGCUCGCCCCGGCACUUUCGAAUACGAGUACUCCAAGCGCUGGAAGUCCCUUGAUGACAUGGAGAAGCAGCAGAGGCAGCAGGUGGAGAAGAACAUGCGCGAGGCCCGUGAGAAGCUGGAGAGCGAGAUGGAGGACGCGUUCCAUGAGCACCAGGCCAGCCUGCUCAGACAAGAUCUGCUAAGGAGACAAGAGGAACUGCGGCGCAUGGAGGAGGUGCACAGUCAGGAGAUGCAGAAGAGGAAGGAGAUGCAGAUCAGACAAGAAGAAGAGCGUCGCCGGCGGGAAGAAGAGAUGAUUCACAAGAGGGAGAUGGAAGAACAGAUGCGUCGCCAGCGUGAGGAGAACUACAGGAUGGGCAACUUCAUGGAUAGGGACAGGGAAAUGAGGAUGAAACCCGGUGGAGCUCUGGGCAUGGGAGAUAUGUCCUUUGGUGGAGCCAACCAGAAGUUCCCCAUGGGUGGACUAGGCUUUGAGGGGCAGCAGGGAAUGGGAUCACCUGCAGGAGGCUUGAUGGGCAACGAAAUGCGCAACGAGCGCUUCAACCAGGGCGGUCCUAGGGGAAUGGGUCCUGGUAACGCCGGGUUCGGCAGGGUCCGUGAGGAGUUUGACGGUCCUGCAAAGAAAGCCCGUUUUUAAACGCAGCUCUUUGGUGCUUCCAGGAGCAGCAUUUGUAUAGAUUCUCCACAACAAACAUGUUGAGUCGCAUUUCUUGUAUUUAAGUUUAAAUUGCUACAUUUUAGCCUGACAAUUUACUCAUUUUAUGAAAAAGUCAAUAUUUUCCUUUUUUAUUUUGUAUUGUCAGUAGUAUGGAAAGAUGGGACACCUUCGUGUGCUCGUUAGUUCUUUCUGACCCAUGUAUAAUUUUCUUUUCUAGAUGUAUUAUGCUCUGUGAUUCGCCGUGAAGUGAUACCUGUAACUUUCUCUACCUACUAUGGCUGUGUUUUGUGCCAUACAUUUGGAGUCAAAGCAUGGAUUAUAAUAAAGAGACAUUGGUUCUAUCAGGACAAA
Sebastes umbrosus (honeycomb rockfish) is the source of this 2602-nucleotide messenger RNA. It is a transcript of the gene sfpq, whose product is annotated as splicing factor proline/glutamine-rich. The record is from RefSeq and is a predicted model, not a curated record. NCBI's taxonomy places the organism in Eukaryota, Metazoa, Chordata, Actinopteri, Perciformes, Sebastidae. The transcript is spliced from 10 exons. Bases 173 to 2230 code for a protein of 685 amino acids. Gene Ontology annotation, cellular component: nucleus. Gene Ontology annotation, biological process: regulation of DNA-templated transcription. Gene Ontology annotation, molecular function: RNA binding.